CGCCACUUUCCUAUAAUUAAUUCAUGGUCGCCGUCCCCUUCCACUCUCCAUAUUCAAAACCCUAACGUUAACCCAGACCCUAAAACCUAACCCUAAUCCUAACCUAACCCCAAAUCUUUCUUUUCGAUAAAUACAAGAAAUCUCUACCUCUCCUUUGAUCAAGAUUCCCCUUUCCACUUUCGGUAGUCUCGGGUUUGGAAAUUUUUGAGGUAAAAUUCGAUUUUUUUUUCCUCCCUUCCGGUCUAUAAGAAUGCGUACCGUCUGCUCUGAAACCUUAGACAUGGCCGUCCCCUUCGCCCACCUCCUCUACUCGGAGAAGCCCCCCAUUCUGGCAUCCCUGGGCUCGCCGCCGGCGGUGGAGCGGCCUGCCGCCCCGGCGCAGGAUGACCUAAAGCGCAUCGCCGCCCACCGCGCCGUGGAACUGCUGGAGUCCGGCAUGGUCGUCGGACUCGGCACUGGCUCCACCGCCGCCCAUGCCCUCGACCGCAUCGGCGAGCUCCUCCGCCGCGGCGUCCUCCGCGACAUCGUCGGCAUCCCCACCUCCAAGAAAACGGAGGCCCACGCCGCCGCCGUCGGCAUCCCCCUCUCCGACCUCCACGCCCACCCCAUCGUUGACAUCUCCAUAGACGGCGCCGACGAGGUCGACCCGUCCCUCAACCUCGUCAAAGGCCGUGGCGGCUCCCUCCUUCGCGAGAAGAUGAUCGAGGGGGCCAGCCGCCGCUUCGUCGUCAUCGUCGACGAGUCCAAGAUGGUCCCCUGCCUUGGCGGCAGCGGCCUUGCCGUCCCCGUCGAGGUCAUUCCCUUCUGCUGGGGUCACACCCUCGGCCGCCUCCGGAGUCUUUUCGACGGCGAGCCUGGCUUCGAUGCCAAGCUCCGACGUGCCGCCUCCACCGGCGAUGGUGGGAAAGGCGAGCCCUUUGUGACGGACAAUAGGAAUUACAUUGUAGAUUUAUUUUUUGACAAUGGGAUCCAUGGCGAUCUGGAUCUGAUCAGCGACAAGAUACUGAGGAUCACGGGGGUGGUCGAGCACGGGAUGUUUCUUGGCAUGGCGUCGUCGGUUAUCAUCGCCGGCAAGGACGGGGUGACGGUGUUGGACAAGCAGUAGGUGAGGUGAGGUAAUUUGAUUACAAAAGGAAGCAGAAAGAUUGGAUUUUUAGUUAGACUAGAUUAUAUAUUGGCCUUCAAAAGGAAUUAAUGAUUGUUUCCCUUUUGAAGUGGUGGAGAAUUAAUGAUUGUUCUAGGCAGGGAAGAAAGUUAAAAGUUUCAUGGAAUUUUUCAUGAAUUUUUGUUGGGAAUUCAAUAUAAUGGUGAUAUAUUGAAUGGGGUUUGAUUCCCUUGAUUA
Elaeis guineensis (African oil palm) is the source of this 1342-nucleotide messenger RNA. RefSeq names its product probable ribose-5-phosphate isomerase 2. NCBI's taxonomy places the organism in Eukaryota, Viridiplantae, Streptophyta, Magnoliopsida, Arecales, Arecaceae. Gene Ontology annotation, molecular function: ribose-5-phosphate isomerase activity. The record is from RefSeq and is a predicted model, not a curated record. Gene Ontology annotation, biological process: pentose-phosphate shunt, non-oxidative branch.